CUAAACUUACGCUGUGCUUUUGGGAGAGUUGAGCUCAUGGAGCAGGACAAGAGAGCCAAGGUGCUGUGCCUGCACGGCUUCCGCACAAGCGGGAGUUUUUUGAAGAAACAGAUCAGCAAAUGGCACCCUUCCAUAUUUCAGCAGUUUGAGAUGGUCUUCCCUGAUGGCCUCUUCCCAGCUGGUGGAAAGUCAGAGAUAGAGGGCAUAUUUCCACCACCAUACUUCGAGUGGUUCCAGUUCAAUAAGGAAUUCACUGAAUACACAAAUCUGGACGAGUGCAUUUCAUAUCUAUGUGAUUACAUGGUGAAAAAUGGGCCUUUUGAUGGCCUGCUCGGAUUCUCCCAGGGCGCAACACUUUCGGCCCUUUUGAUAGGCUACCAAGCACAGGGCAAGUUGCUGAGCAAUCAUCCACCAAUUAAGUUCAUGGUCUCAAUAUCUGGGAGCAAGUUCAGAGACCCAAUCAUCUGUGAUGUCGCUUACAAAGACCCGAUCAAGGUGAAAUCAGUGCACUUCAUUGGAGAAAAGGACUGGCUCAAGGUACCUUCCGAGGAGCUGGCUUCUGCCUUUGAUGAGCCUCUCAUCAUAAGGCAUCCUCAGGGUCACACUGUCCCUAGGCUUGACGACGUGUCUGUGAAACAGCUUUCUGAAUGGAGCUCACACGUCCUGGAAGACCUCAAGAGUGCAGAUGUUCCUGAGGCCUUAGAUUCAGGCAAACCAUCUGAUAAGGAGGCUGCUGGUGCGGAAUUCACAGAAAACCUGGUGAAAGCUUGAGGCAUGCUCACUAGUCACUUCAGCCUUGUUCGAUUAUUUCUAUCUCACAUGGAUUGACAUCGAAACGAACAAUCCCUUCCAUGGCAUGGCUGCAUCUGGGACUUGUACCGUUUUUACUAUGAUCUGAGUAGUGCGUGGAACUUGUUUGAUCGCGUGUGUAUUGCAUUUGGCAAAGCAAUAAAUCGUUAUUUAGAGCUACAAC
This is a messenger RNA of Zea mays, 973 nucleotides long. RefSeq lists its product as uncharacterized. NCBI's taxonomy places the organism in Eukaryota, Viridiplantae, Streptophyta, Magnoliopsida, Poales, Poaceae. The record is from RefSeq and is marked validated.